This is a messenger RNA of Lotus japonicus, 1722 nucleotides long. Its product is annotated as DUF21 domain-containing protein At2g14520-like. Lineage: Eukaryota; Viridiplantae; Streptophyta; Magnoliopsida; Fabales; Fabaceae. The transcript has 12 exons. The record is from RefSeq and is a predicted model, not a curated record. Gene Ontology annotation, biological process: magnesium ion homeostasis. The coding region runs from base 58 to 1503 and encodes 481 amino acids. Gene Ontology annotation, cellular component: intracellular membrane-bounded organelle.
GUUGCAUUUCUUGUCAUUGAUACUUUUUUCUGCUUCUCCAACUUUAUUGAGUAUAAUAUGAUGUUCAUUUUAUACCUAGAGGAAGAGGUAACUUGUUGUGGAUUACAUUUUUGGAUUUUACUAAUCAUCUGUUGGGGUUUUGUGUUAUUUGCUGCUAUCACGUCUGGCCUUGCUCUAGGACUGUUAUCCUUCAGUCAAGUUGAUCUUGAGGUUCUUGUUAAAGCUGGGCAACCUCAUGUUCAGAAACAUGCAGCGAAGAUUAUGUCCAUUGUUAAGAAUGAGCAUUUAGUUUUAUGCAGCCUCCUCUUAGCUAAAUCAAUGGCACUAGAGGGGGUUUCUGUUUGUAUGGAGAAAAUGCUCCCAGAGUGGAUGGCUAUUUUGAUAGCGGCUGCAUUUGUGGGUAUCUUUGCAGAGAUUAUCCCUCAAGCUUUGUGUUCUCGAUAUGGUUUAAGCGUUGGCGCCACGAUGUCUCCCUUUGUUCGAGUUCUUCUGCUGCUUUUCUUCCCCAUUGCAUAUCCAUUUAGUAAGUUGUUGGAUUGGGUUUUUGGCAAGGGGCACACUGCACUUUUAGGAAGAGAAGAGUUGAAGACUUUAGUCAAUUUACAUGCCAAUGAGGCAGGUAAAGGUGGACAGUUGUCACUCCAUGAAACUACAAUAAUUGCAGGAGCUUUAGACUUAACACAGAAGACUGCUAAAGAUGCUAUGACACCUAUAAGUGAAACAUUUUCCCUUGACAUAAACUCCAAACUUGACAUGCAUACAUUGGGUUUGAUAAUGAGCAAAGGCCACAGCCGUAUACCAAUCUACUCUGGAAAACAAACAAAUAUUAUUGGUCUUAUCUUGGUCAAGAAUUUGAUCUUCUGCCGUCCUGGAGACGAAACACCAAUUAAAUAUAUGACUAUAAGGAGGGUUCCAAGAGUAGGUCAAAACUGGCCACUAUAUGAUAUCCUGAAUCAAUUCAAGAAGGGACAAAGCCACAUGGCUGCUGUUGUCAAGUGUGAAGAGAACAUCAGAACUGUUGCAACUGACACAGAAGGCAAAACUCACAGGCUUUGCUCUUCAUUUGUACUGGAUGAUUGUAUUAGCAUCUCAACAGAUGCAUCAAAUUGGCAUUCUCACGAAACAGAAUAUUACAGUGCAACACUGAAGAAUGCCAUGCAUCAAGAGGGUGAUUCAGAACAACUGCAUAGAAGAUCAAAACAAGAUACAAGUACAUCAUUUGAGAAUAUGGAGUCUCUUCCAACAGAUGAGGAAGUGAUUGGGAUAAUAACAUUGGAAGAUAUCAUGGAAGAGCUACUUCAGGAAGAUAUACUGGAUGAAACUGAUCAAUAUGUUAAUGUUCAUCAAAAUAUCACAAUCAAACUGCAACGUCCCAUAAGAUUGUCAUCAGGGUCCUCCAAAAGGACUUCAACUUCUCGUCGACAACGGAGAAGUUCAGACGCAUCUCGAGUUCGCUUUCUAACUCCUACAUACAUUUCACCCAUUUUACCCGGUUCUCUCUAACAAAUUUGUAUCAAAUUGUUUUUCUUUGUCACUUGUAAUUGAUCAGAGUAUUUUUGACAUUAAUGUGUAGCCUCUAUUUUUCCUUGUCCGUGCGUGGUCUCUAUUUUUAUGAAUAUUUAGAUACUCAUCUGACUUAAGAUAUAGGAGUCCAUAGGUCAGGCUCACAUUUAUACUUGUUCAACACUCUAACCUAAUAUUAUAAAUACAAGGGAGAUUGCA